This is a messenger RNA of Zerene cesonia (dogface butterfly), 7304 nucleotides long. Its product is annotated as protein abnormal spindle-like. Gene Ontology annotation, molecular function: protein binding. Gene Ontology annotation, biological process: mitotic cell cycle; establishment of meiotic spindle localization; spindle organization. Bases 10 to 6864 code for a protein of 2284 amino acids. Lineage: Eukaryota; Metazoa; Arthropoda; Insecta; Lepidoptera; Pieridae. The record is from RefSeq and is a predicted model, not a curated record. Gene Ontology annotation, cellular component: spindle pole. The transcript has 8 exons.
AAUAACAUAAUGUAUUUCCAGAUCGAAAAUACUCCGGAACAUGUAAAAAGAGCCCGGAGAGCUAAAAAAGCCCCCCCUGUGUCGCCUAAAGAAGAAUGUCCACGUUUGAUACUGGCUCCCUUCUCCAGACCGCCGCAAGUCGUUUUCGACAAUGUUCUCAUCGGCUCAUCAUGCGAAAAAUAUUUGGAAGUUUUCAAUCCGUCCAAACAAAUUCAACAGAUAACAUUAAACAAAGCUUUACCUCCUGGAUUGAUUAUCGAAUUGCCUGGAGAAUGGCUUGUUCUGGAACCAGAGACAUGCUAUUGUUUGAGCAUGGUGUGGUCUCCGACACAACCUAUAGCUCUACGGGAGACAAUUAGGUUCACUAAUGAAAACAGAGGCAGAUAUGAUGUCAUCGUUGUUUUGAAAUCUGUAAUGGCUAUCAAAGCAAAGACUAAAGGUUUCAAGACCUCUCCAGGGAAGAUAAAAAAGAAGUCAUUGAAAAAAUCUCCAGUAAAUAUCACAAAAAAGAAAGUAGAAGUAAUCUAUAAUACCACUCAAAUUAAGAAAACUAUAAAUGUUGUGCAGUCUACAAAAUAUAAAGUUUUAACUACCAGUAGUGAAACUUUUCUGGACCACCGACCUGCUUCACCUAAAUGCCCCUUUGACUCGCCUAAUAGUGUUGAUAUUGAUUUUAACACAUCAGAAAUAUUUUCAAAUGUUCAAAAUCGUACUGCUGAAUCUUUUCUGCAAAAAACAUAUGACAAACCUUUGAUAAAUGACAAAUUGGAAAUACCCAAAUCAUGCAAUGUUUUGAAACCAUCAAACAAACAAACUUUUGAGACGUCUGCCUCUGAUAUUUUUGACAAUAUCACAUUCACUCCUCUGAAAAGUGCUGCAACAAAAAAUGAAAAACUAAAUAAUGGGCCUAAAAUUGUAUUGAGUAUACCUUCCGAAAGUGACUAUGAUGACAGUUUAGACAUUAAAGAUGGGAAUAAAGAGAAUGAAACCCACUCAAUCAUUUGUAUUACAUCAACUCAUUUGACCAAUAAUAGGUGGUUAACAGUAGAUAGCCACACCAAAUUGGGUAAUACGGAAAUUGAAACCCCUAAGAUUGUAAAUAAAAAAAUUCCAAACACAUCUUCACCAAAAGAAUUAAAUAGUCCAAACUUUUCCAUAAAUACCGAUUUUUCCCGUAUAAGUGACUUGUCGUUUUUCCCGCCACGAUUUUCAACAGAACGCAAGAUGUUCCCGAAAAUUAAUAAUGACACUCACGAUAUAAUAGAUGACCAUCAUAUGAAACUAAGUUCCGAUACUUAUACAAAAGAUUCGCCCAAUACACCAUUUGAAUAUCACGUGAACCAAAUCGAAUCAAGGCAGUGUUAUCCUCUGAAGGAACAAAAUCAACGAAUGUGUAGACAAGCAUUAUUUAGAGAACAAGAUAUACGGGACUACAAUGAACGAAAUUUCGUUACUCGUGCAGAACAUAAUUCCUGGCAAAAUGAUUUGAGAAUGGAUAUAAGAUCGCCGCCUAGAUCUAUAACUCCACCUUUACAAUCCAUUCCCGAAGAAAGUGUUCAAUUUUCAGACACGCAUACGUUUGAUAGAACAAAUCAGCAUAUGGAUACAUUCUCUGUUAAUCGUACUUAUAAUAAACAUGAAAAAACAGUAAAUAGGCAAACGGCUUGGUCAAAAAAGGCUGUUGUUAAAUCGAAGAUUUUACCAUUAACGAGGGCUUCUGCUACGAAAAUAAAUUCCACCUUUGAUGCGAAUAAAAGUAACGCUACGAAUGUUACUCUUAAUUAUAUCCCAAAUGUUUAUUCACAAUCACUAACUGUUGAUCCUUUCUUAUCAACUACGUAUUUUUAUGAUGAAUCUCUGAUUCAAAAAUUUGAAAGAGACUUCAAACGUUGGCUAAAUUAUAUAUUGACACCUCCCGAUCUCGAUAGUAAUGUUGAACAGAAAAUAGAUGUAGGUAAGGCAUGGAUUGAAAAUAGAAAUAAAGAAAUUCCAACAGCUCCGACUAGAGAAAAAGUUUGUAACGUUUAUCACAAUAGUCAUCGACUCGAAAGUUUACGUAAAUCCGCGAGAACUUUGCUUAAAACCCCAGAAAUAUCUCAAGUUCUUCUUAAAUUGAACGCUCAGAUAGACAAGAAACUGAUUGCCAUAAGAGACGAUAGAAAUUUACAUUUAGAUAUUGGAUUACAGAAGACCAUUAUGGAAAUUAUACUCUCGUAUAAUCCACUGUGGUUGCGUAUAGGCUUAGAGGCAAUAUAUGGCGUAAUUUUACCUUUGAAAUCAAACAGCGAUAUAGAGGGAUUAACCUUGUUUAUCAUCCAGAGGAUGUUUAAGAAUCCCUUUUUAAAAAAUAAACAUUCAAAAUCGACUGCACCAAACAUGCUGCUGCCGGCAUAUAUAGAGGCGAUCAAGAAGUUUAGUUUGAAGAAAUUUUUCAUGCUGGUAUUCUUUCUAGAUCAAGCAAAACAAAAGAAGUUGAUAUCGCACGACCCUUGUUUAUUUUGCAGAAAUGCAAUAUGCAAGGAGAGUCGUCAAAUAAUAAUCCGUUUCACGCGGGAACUUAUAGCCGGAAUUGGCGAUAUCACUAAACAUUUACGACCACUGGGUUAUGUGGUGGUUCACAAACAAACAUACCUGGAUGAGUACAAAUAUGGUGUGAACGACAUAGCGAUUGAUUUAAGGGAUGGAGUGAGGUUGACAAAAGUUUCUGAAAUUAUUCUAAUGAGAGAUAAUCUACUCAGUCAGCUACGUGCUCCAGCUGUUUCGCGCUUGCAGAAAAUACAUAACGUUGAAGUUGCUCUCAAAGCUUUAAGAGGUGCAAACUUUAAGAUUGAAGGUGAAAUUACUUCGACUGACAUUGCAGAUGGUCACAGGGAAAAAACAUUAUCUCUUCUGUGGCAAUUAAUUCACGUAUUUCGUGCACCUUUAUUCGAAAGAGCGGCCAACGUUAUACAAAUUUGGUGGAAGAAGAAAUAUGAAGUUAUUGCUGAAAAGAGAAGAGUUGAAGAGGAAAUACUCAGAAAGAGGAUUAUUGCUGCUGAAAUUAUUCAGUACUGGUGGCGACGUAUACAGUAUAAACGCAUGUAUGAAAAGCGAUUGUAUGAGGUUACUUGUGCUGUUAUUACUUUACAGAAAUUUUGCCGAAUGUGGCUGUGCCGUAGCCGUUUGCGCAAGUAUAAAACAAGUGUUCUAAAAAUAGAAAGAUGGUACACGAAUUUGAAAUUAAUACGAGAAGCUAAAGAGAUAUUACGAUCUAAGAGAGAAGAACGUAGACACAAGUGCGCUGUUCUUAUUCAGGCAUAUGUCAGACGCUGGUCCUGUAGGAAACAUUAUCAAGAAACAUUGGAGAAAGUAGUUUAUAUUCAAGCUCUAGUUCGUAGAUUUUUAGCGAAAAAACGAUACCAAACUUUAAGAAAUUGCACUUUAUACAUUCAAAGAACGUACAAACGUAAAUUAUUGAUGAAAAAAGAUAUGAUGCACUUUGCUGAAGUUAAAGAAAAAGUGGUGCGUAUACAAAACUAUUACAGGAUGAUUAAACAACGCAGACUGUUCUUAUCAAUAAAAAAUGCCGUUAAGACUAUUGAAGAGCGCUACAUAGCGUUGCUAAAGAUGAGGGACGAGCGGAGGAAAUUUACGGAACUGAAAGAAGUAACGAUAAAAUUACAAGCAAAUUAUAGACGUAAAAUAUGUAGAAAUGAUUAUAUUAAAAAACGGAAUUCAAUUAUAGCUUUACAGAGAAGAAUUAAAGCAUACCUAACUAUGAGACAAACAAGGUUGGAGUAUCUCAAAUUAAGAGAGAGUACAAUCAUUUUACAAACUUAUUUAAGAUCUUAUUUGAGAAUGAAAAUAAUAAGAGAUACAUAUCUGAGACAGAGAAAAGCUGUCCUGACUAUCCAAAACUACUACCGAUCAUUUAUGAAAACCAAAAAACAAAGAAAUCAAUAUUUGGAAUUGAAAAAGGCCACUAUAUCUAUUCAAACCUAUUAUAGAGGUUUAUUAAUUAUGAGGCAAGUUAGAAACGAUUUUAUAAAAAUGAGAAAUGCAGCUAUUAUUAUACAGCGACGAUUUAGAGCGAAACUAUUAAUGAAAAAAUUAAAGGAAAAAUACGAAGCAAUAAAACGCGCAGUUCUUACAAUUCAGACACGGUAUAAAGCUCAGAAAGAAAUGAUAUCACAUAGGACACAUUUUGAGACAUUGAAACGCUCUUGUAUAUUUAUUCAAAGAUUCUAUAGAGCUUAUCAAAUUGGAAAGAGAAUGCGCGAAAAAUACCUUCAACAGAAAGAAGCUGCAAUAAAAAUCCAAAAAUGGUAUAGAAACAAUACAAACGGCAAACAGAUAAAGAAACAAUAUGAAAUAACAAAAAAAGCUUGCAUUACGAUUCAAAAAGUAUAUCGUAGUUAUGUUCUCACCAAGAGACAACGAGAAGAGUAUUUGCGAAUUAGAAGUGCAACAGUAUGCUUACAGAAAUAUUAUAGAAAUUAUGUUGUAUCAAAGAAUAUUAGAUUACAAUACUUACAAAUGAAGACUGCUACAGUUACAAUUCAGAGAUAUUUCAGAGCCUAUUUAGAAAUGAGAAAGCAAACAACAACUUAUUUACAAAUACGACACGCAGUUGUAACUAUACAAACACAUUAUAGACGUUAUAGAGAGAUGAAAUUAAUUAGACAAUACUAUGUAGAACUAAAGUCAGCUGCUGUAUGUAUUCAAAGACAUUUCAGAAGCGUGCAAGCUAUGAAAGAAGCGAAAAAACGAUAUUUGUUAUUAAAGAAAUCUACUAUCGUAAUCCAAACAAGGUAUAGGGCUUUACGUGAGAUGAGAAUGAUUCGUAAACAAUAUUUAAGAAAAAAGGCUGCUAUUAUUCUAUUACAAAGAAAAUUCAGAGCUCAUUGCCUAAUGAGACAAGCAACAAAAGAUUUUGUUGCUAAAAAAACUGCCUGUAUCACUAUUCAGAAGUUUUACAGAGCAUAUAAACAGGGCUCGCAACAACGUAAACUCUAUCUGGAAUUAAGAAACGCUGCAACUGUUAUACAACGCAGAUACAGAGACUUAAUUUUAAUGAGGAAAGAGAGAACUGUUUUCCUUACAAUUAAAUCGGCAGUUAUCGUUAUUCAAAAUACUUAUAGGGCUUACAAACUAAUGGUUAAGCAAAGGAAUAUUUAUCAAAAUCAACGCAAAGCCUGUUUACAAAUUCAAAUGGCAUAUAGGGCCUAUGUUGAAGGUAGAAAAGAAAAAUCAAAAUAUACCCAGUUAAAGUCAGCUGUUAUAUUGAUACAAAACUGGUAUAGAUCUACCAUAGAAACUAAAAAACUUCGCAAGGAAUAUUUACAAUUGCGAAGAGCUACUAUAUUUGUACAGCGCCAUAUAAGGGAAAGACGGUUAGCUCGAAAGAAAACUCUGGUACAAAUUCAAGCCAUUACAACAAUAACAAAUUGGUACAGUACUAUAAAAGAACGCAGACGGUUCUUAGAAUUUAGAAGAAAAGUAGUUAUUAUGCAAUCAGUCUUCCGUAUGUUAGUUGUUCGCAAUUACUACUUGAAAAUAAGGAAUGCGGCAGUAAAAAUACAAAGAUAUUACAGAUCUUAUUUAUUAACGAAGAACUCAAGAAUUCAAUUCCUCGAAGUUAAAGCUAAUAUAACAAAGUUGCAAGCACAUGUUCGAUGUUUUAUAGAGAAGAGAAAAUAUCAACGACUCAAGGCGUCUGUCAUAGCUAUUCAGUGCGCUUAUAGACUUAAAAGAACUAGAGAUCAAAUCCUUAAAAAUAAAAGAGAAAAGGCUGCUUUGUGUAUACAAAAGAACGUACGUAAAUAUCUUGUACAGAGGACUUACAAACGAUACUAUGAAAAGUUAGUAUUCAUACAGAGAUUGUGGAGAGGAAAACUUUUAACGCGUGAUCUACAUUUCGAGUAUAUGCACAAAAGGAAGACAAUAAUAAAAUUACAAGCACACAUGAGGGGGUACUUGGUAAGGAAGGAAAUAAAAAACAAAAGAGAGAAUUUAUUAAAACUACGAGAACAGAAAAGGCAAGACUGGGCUGCAGCAAAAAUUCAAGCUCUAUUUCGCGGACACAGAGUUCGCGUUGCUAAUGAUGCAAGAAUUCUAGAAUGGCGAAGGAGAUGGCGCGAUGAUAAAGUUCAUUCUACUCAGAGGUCACUUGGGGAAAGAAAUGAAGAAGCCAUGGAUGUUCUUCGAAAUAUGUCCGAUAUAGAGACUGUAAUAAGAGCAUUCCGAUCUCUUGAGCUAUUAACAGAGGUGUUCCCGAUGAUGUAUAACUCAAACGCAGCUUCAAUUGUGCGUCGCGUAUAUGUGUACAUGUCUGUAACAAACAGAUCUAUUUCUAGUAUUGAAGUGUUGAAGUCGGCUGCUUCCGUUUUGGUCAACCUGACUAGGUAUAAGAUAACUGGACCUAAGAUAUAUGCGAGAGACCGCAUACCGCCUGUGUUGAAAUUCAUGUGGCGAUUUAGCAACAGUGAGACGCACUUAUUCUGCAUACUAGCUACUUACUUAUGGCUUUUCGCCAAAUAUGAUGAAAUUAAAAAGGAUUUGAAGGAUUAUCUGCACGAAGCAGAAAAUCAUAAAAUAAUGGUGGCAAUUAAAGGCAACGUAGAUAGGAUGAAGAGAAUGGUAACUAACUCGGCGCGGCACAGACUGAGCACGCCACAGUCCAGCCGUUUUGUCUCUCACACGAACCAAUCGGCGCGAGACAUCGGCAAUGUUAGUGUUUGCAGUAAUUCUAGCAAUAGCAGUAACCCCGAUUUGCUACUGCCAGCGUUGGACCCCGACUACGGAAUCUCGCGAGCUGACAAGCCUCGAUACUUUGAGGAUGCCCAACAAGCGAUUAACUGUCUCUUCCAUGUUUUUGAGUUGUAAUUGUAUGUUUUUAUUGUAUUAAUAAUGUAUUGAGAUGUGUCUGAUUGAGAACACUUAAAUUGGUAUACCCAUUUAAGUUUUCUCAUAGGGUAAUAAUUAUUGAAAUGAAAGAUCUAUAGGUUAAAAGUAGUAUAAAUAUUUAAAUAAUAUAUUAAUUUGAAAAAUAUGAGGUUAAUCCUUAUAUUUUGCAAAUUAAGAUAUAUCCCAUACCUAUUGCCAUAUCUACCCUUAAAAAAAAAUCUGUUUGUAUCACUUGUUUUCUCUUUGCGUGUAAUUUUUAUUUAUUUGAUAAAUUUUAUACUCCAGUCUCAAAGACAAAUCUCAACACAUCUUUUUAUUGCUGUAAUAAUUUAAUCUUGACAUAAUCAUGUUAUUUUUAAUGUUAACUCUCGCUUUGUAAGUAAAGUGAUUGUAUGUUUAAUUUAAUAAAAUAUAAUAUA